AUGGCGGACCAAGACCAAGAAGCGGACAAUGCCCCUCUUAACAACCCGCCCAAGGAUGACGAGCAGCAGCAGCAGAAGAACGAGGAGGAACAGAAAGUUGAACCUGUACAAGCUCAAAUAGAAAUACACGCCCACACCCACAUAGAGGUGUCUGCACCUGUGGCGACAGGGGGAAGCCACUCUACACCGCUGGUGAACAGCAGCGGCUGGGACGGCAAACUACGCAUGCCACCACGCAACGCUGUUCUGACGAACCCGGAAGCACUCUCAGACCCAGAAUACUCGGACCCAGAGGCGCCUCCAGUCGAGCAGAUCGAGGCGGACGAAGACUUACUAGACGACUAUCCCCUGGACACCGAGGACGUCGACCUGGUGCACUGCCGGAUCUCCUCGCUUCCGGCCCUCAGACUCGAGCGAUUCACCAAAGUCAAGAGAUUGUGUUUACGACAGAAUGCCAUCCAAUCCAUAUCGUUGCCGGCCGAACUGGGCGAGACUCUACAAGAGCUGGACUUGUACGACAACUUGAUCUCGCACAUCAAGGGAUUGGAGGACAUGAAGAAUCUGACCAGCUUGGACCUGAGCUUCAACAAGAUCAAACACAUCAAGAACGUCAACCACCUGCAAAAACUGAAGGAACUGUACUUUGUGCAGAACCGCAUUUCCAAGAUCGAGAACCUGGAAAACCUCGACAACUUGACCAUGAUCGAACUCGGGGCCAACCGGAUCCGCGAAAUCGAGAACUUAGAGCCCCUGCACAAUCUACGCGAGCUGUGGUUAGGCAAGAACAAAAUCACAGAGAUCAAGGGCCUGAACUCGCUGACCAACCUGCGGUUGCUGGACAUCAAAUCCAAUCGACUGACCACCAUUUCGGGCUUGGACACGUUGCCAAACCUCGAAGAGUUAUAUGUCUCUCACAACGGCAUCACCGAGAUAUCCGCGACCGCACUCGCCAAUAACCCGAAGCUGCGCGUCCUCGAUAUCUCAAAUAACCAGAUUUCGCACUUGGCAAACAUCGGUCACCUUCAAGACCUCGAGGAGCUCUGGGCCAGCAGCAACAAACUCUCCGACUUCCGCGAGGUCGAGCGAGAAUUGGCCGACAAGGAACAUCUGGAGACGGUCUAUUUCGAAAUGAAUCCUCUCCAGUUGACUGCCCCCGCGGUUUACAGGAAUAAGAUCCGCCUGGCCUUGCCGCAGGUCAAACAGAUCGAUGCCACCUACGUUAGGGUCUAA
This is a messenger RNA of Exophiala dermatitidis NIH/UT8656, 1230 nucleotides long. RefSeq names its product adenylate cyclase. The transcript is spliced from 2 exons. NCBI's taxonomy places the organism in Eukaryota, Fungi, Ascomycota, Eurotiomycetes, Chaetothyriales, Herpotrichiellaceae. The record is from RefSeq and is a predicted model, not a curated record. The coding region runs from base 1 to 1230 and encodes 409 amino acids. Gene Ontology annotation, molecular function: protein binding.